Molecule: messenger RNA, 579 nt
Organism: Coccomyxa subellipsoidea C-169
Lineage: Eukaryota; Viridiplantae; Chlorophyta; Trebouxiophyceae; Coccomyxaceae
Product: kinase-like protein
Exons: 3
Biological process (GO): protein phosphorylation; signal transduction
Cellular component (GO): cytoplasm
Molecular function (GO): protein kinase activity; ATP binding
Source: RefSeq, a predicted model, not a curated record
CAGGUGAACAUAAUGGCUGCGCUGCGGCACCCGAACGUGGUGCUGUUCAUGGGGGUGUGCCUGGAGCCGCCGUGCGUGGUGUCCGAGUGGUGCGCGCGUGGAUCCCUCUUCGAUGUCCUCAUCAAGGCGCGCUCCACCCCUGCACUCGCGCCGCAGCUCGACUGGGCCCGCCGCCUCAACAUGGCCCUCGACGCAGCCAAGGGCAUGCUGCAGCUUCACACGCGCCAGAUCAUCCACCGCGACCUGAAGUCCCCCAACCUGCUGGUGGACAAGCACUGGCGGGUCAAGGUGUGCGACUUCAACUUAUCGCGCGUUGAGUCCAGCGCACAGGACAAGACAACCUCAAUCUCUGCCAACAACCCCCGCUGGCUCGCCCCCGAGGUCAUCUCCAGCCGGGCGUUCUCCAAGGCGGCGGAUGUCUUCUCCUUUGGGGUGGUCCUUUGGGAGCUCGCCACCUGGCAGCUGCCCUGGGAGGAGCUCAGCGUCUUCCAGGCAUGCCCUUACUGUCAUUUGCUUCACAUUGCCAAACUCCUGUCCUUGUCCACAUUUUGCCUCAACUGCAUCAACCCAAUUCCAUGA